Messenger RNA from Harpia harpyja (harpy eagle), 3735 nucleotides. RefSeq names its product CD151 molecule (Raph blood group) (gene CD151). Lineage: Eukaryota; Metazoa; Chordata; Aves; Accipitriformes; Accipitridae. The record is from RefSeq and is a predicted model, not a curated record. Gene Ontology annotation, cellular component: membrane. The transcript is spliced from 9 exons. The coding region runs from base 265 to 1023 and encodes 252 amino acids.
GUGCUGCUGUUACCGAAGUGGGUAAUUCCAGGCACGAGAGUGUUCCCACGUGAGGUGGCUGUCCUGGGUAGGAAAGGAGGCUUCUGAAGAUGGCACCGAUAUCUCUCUAGCUGCCAUGCUGAGCUUUCUGCUUUCCUGAAUCCAGCAGAGGACCAAAACCAGCAAGAAGAGAAGGGGUGGAAGAAAGCACUUGAAGAGGACUGAACAUUUGCACUGGUGCUGUGAGCUGCUUUGGUGCUGAAAGGAACUUGCUGAGCCAGAAAGAUGCGUGAGUAUACGGAAAAGAAGGAAACAUGUGGGACCAUCUGUCUCAAGUACCUGCUCUUCAUCUUCAACUUCUUUUUCUGGCUGGCUGGUGGGGCCGUGAUGGCAGUGGGCACCUGGACCCUAGCUGAGAAGAGUGACUACAUCAGCCUGCUCUCCUCCAGCACGUAUUCGGCAACUGCUUAUAUUCUGGUGGUGGCUGGGGUGGUUGUCAUGGUUACCGGCAUCCUUGGUUGCUGUGCCACCUUCAAAGAGCGUCGGAAUUUGCUAAGAGUGUACUUCAUAUUGUUGCUGUGCAUUUUUCUCCUGGAGAUCAUUGCUGGAAUCCUGGCCUAUAUCUACUACCAGCAGCUGAGCAUGGAGCUGAAGCAAAAUUUGAAGAACACCAUGACCCAGAAGUACCGGAAGGAGGGAGAAGAGAGCGUUACCAGCGCAGUAGACAAACUGCAGCAGGAGUUCAAGUGCUGUGGGAGCAACAACUACACAGACUGGGCUGACAGCCUGUGGAUCAAAUCUCCAGAGGCCAAUGGACGGAAAGUCCCAGACAGCUGUUGUAAGACAAUAACCGACCUGUGUGGCCGAAGAGACCAUCCUUCCAACAUCUACAAGGAGAGCGGUUGCAUUACCAAGCUGGAAAACUUCAUUCAAGAGCAUCUGAAAAUUAUCGGGGCAGUGGGGAUCAGCAUUGCUUGCGUGCAGAUCUUUGGGAUGAUUUUCACAUGCUGCUUGUACAAGAGUUUAAAACCAGAACCAUAUUAAUAGCUGCGGGAACUCUGUUGCUCCCCCUCUGCCACUUCCCUUAGCACCUGCCAACCUGACCACUCUCCACCACCACCACAGAAGUGUCUGUAACCUGAGGACUUGGCUCUGUAAUUAAAUGUCUCUUGAACCAUGCACCGCCUUACCUGCCCCCUUUGGGGGAAAGUCACCCUCCUUGUUGUGUACAAGGCAGCCAGGAGUUCAGCGGGUCCUCUUCAUUGUCAAGAAACAAAAGAGCUGUGGAUCUUCUGCUAGAAGCUUUAGCAAAACAGUCCCUUGAUAUAACUACAAAGCAAGAUUUAUCCAGGGCCAUUUCUCUUGAGGCUUUUCCUGAGCUAACAUGAAGGUAUCGGGAUGCUAUACAAGAACCAUGGUUUGCUCUCUGAGAAGUGGCUCAGCAGCACCAGGCAUUGACUGUGAGGACAGAUGAUGUUUCUGCGCUGAGCUGGAGCUAGAGCUGAGUCUCUCAUACAUGGAAGAUUUCUCUGCCUCCUCCCAGGUGUGCACCAAUGUCCUAACACAGCUGUUCUCCACCUGAGAGGAUGCCUGCCUGGUUGCUUGGGGCAGGAGCUACUCUCCCUGCUGAUCGGGAGCACAACUUGGUGCGGUUGAAAUCUUGUCAUGAUUCUGAUGUUGCCAAGAUGUGGGUGCCUUAGGAUUUCUCAGCAAUCCUUCCUCCUCUACCUUGAAGCUUCCCCCAACACAGUGCCAUUAGGAGCCACAAGAGGCCUUUUGCCUCCUAGCAAUUCUGGAGCAAAGACAAUGGACUACUUUCUAACUCUUUUAGGUCUAGUCUGUUUUACUGAGUGGCUUCCAGUGUGAAUGAGAAUACUUUGUUUCGCCUUACCGGUCCCCUGCUGAGGUUUGGUGAAGACCUGGUCUGUUUGUGGAGCUGGCAUAUCUUGCUCCCCGUUGGCCUGUUCAGUUAGUGGAAAUACCUUCUCACAUCUCUUACAUGUUGAGAGAUGCCCUUGGCUUGAUUCUUCUAAUUAAAACCUCUAGGCUUGUUCCUCUUGGGCAGGAAAUUAAUAUAUACAAAUGUUUUAUCAGCCUCUAAAGAGAUCAUUAAUCAGCUGAGAGUUUUCUGGCUUUAAUGAGAUCUGGAAGCCCACUUUACUGGUUACUGCCGAGAAGGUCAGGAGAGUCAGAUUCAACCAGUUGCCUCAGUGUACUUGGUAAAGUGGUAGUGCUGGGUUAACUGUCUGUUUGCUGCAGAGGAAUAGGUUUUAAUUAAAUAUUCCCUCUGCAUUAGAAUCCUGGAUACAUACAGGACAUAGACAUGACCGCUGCCAUGGACUUAAUGCUGUCGUAAUGCCAGCAGGGUCUUAGCCUGAAUUCAUAGGAUAUUGUGUGCCGCUUGUCUUGUUCUCACCUUCCUGGUAUGCCUGUUACACCCAUGAAGCAGAAAGGGCUGUGGGGUUUUGGUGUUUCUAAGCAGUGAAGACAAGCCCUUUCAUAAACAAAUUUAUUCCCUCUCCUGGCCUUCUAGUGGUGCCAGCUGAGCCCUGUCCCUUAGCAGCAGACAGUUAAUGUGAGCAAAAUCACCCAGACCCCUAAAGGUCUUGCAGCAUUGUGGAGUUUUUAGUUCGCAGAGCAGAAAUCUUGGACUGGCGCUAAAGGGUGACAAGUUAAAAUUCAGAGCAGGUCAAUCUGAAUCUCCCCCAUCAACAUCAGCCCCGUGAAGUAAUCCUUAACUAAUGCAGAAAGAGAGGUGGAGGAACUGAGGUGUAUCCUUGGUUCCACAGCAGUAGGAAAGAGUGGAAAGAAAUGUAAGUUAUUGUGUAAUGAACUAAAGGAUAAAUCUCUAAAUUAUUUCUUGUUUUAUAAUCAAGUUCCUGACAAGUAUUGACUACUAACUAAGAAGAAAAUAUUGAGCAUGUUGCUUGAAGCAAUAUUUCCAGUUUCUUCAGCGUAUCUUCAUAGCUGCCUUCGCCCAUUCCCUUCAAAUACAUUGUACAGUGUUGGAAGAGGCCAGGAAGAAUGAGAUAUGAACAAUAAGUUGGCUUGUGUCCAUUGAGUUGUUUUAUACUUUUUCUCUGUGUAAUAUUCAUCGCUUUUUUUUUUUUUAACCCAGUUUAAGUCGCUGGCCAAUAGAAAAAUAAAGCUUAAGAUUCUGUACUUACUCUUUGUAACAAAAUGGAAGGGGUACCACGAGCUGGAUGGGAUAUAUGGAUUCCUCAGAUCCUGCUGCUGAGGAGCCAGUUCCUCAAGAAGAAGCUGGUCUGAGGGACCAGGCUGAGAAGGAAGCUAGGGAGGAUCUGCUUUGCGUCACUGAUCUUGCCAGCCUGGUUAUGAUCUGCUCCCACUGGGUGCUGCAGAGAGCUGAAGUCGCAGAACCUCAGGCUGUCGGGUAUUGCACAUCAGCCAUGGUCUGCGUGGAGGCCUGCACACCCAGCACUGCUGGGUCUGUGGUACACCUAACUGCACUCACGGGGAUAUUUGGUGACCUCUCUUACCUUGUCACACAGGCUGUGCUUUCUCAUCAUGUGCAGAGUGCUGAGGCAGUCAGAACAGGACCUUUGCCACCGGGUAACUUACGUUCACCUUGCUGGCCAAGCUGCUGCCUGUAAUUACCAGUCAGGUCUGCUUAAGAAGACCAGCUGAGGGUAUGACUUGGCUCAGGGCUCUGCUGUGCCCUCCUACGCCCUGUUUCCACUUGCCCCAAAUGUUUCCCCUUUCCAUCUUGGCAAUAAAUACAUAGAUGGGACUGCA